Molecule: messenger RNA, 133 nt
Organism: Funneliformis mosseae
Lineage: Eukaryota; Fungi; Glomeromycota; Glomeromycetes; Glomerales; Glomeraceae
Source: the annotation of a GenBank genome assembly
GUCAUUUGGGUUACGGCUGCAUCAAGACCUCCUAGAAAGUCUUCAGGGAUAUCUCCACCGCCCAUGGCUGAAACUGUGGAUAAGUCUCUUUCUAAAUUCAUGCACGAGCCAGUGAAGGGAAUAUCAGCAGGCG